CGCGGUGUUGACCCGACUAACCACGCGUCCCCCCAAGCGCAGGUCUGGUUUCCGGUUAUGUGAACAGCGUAAAAAAAAAACAUUUCUGAAAGCCGAAUAUGAUAUAAACAAAACGUGCUUGUUUUCAUGACAGUAGUUUUUUAUAUUAAACUGAUAUCGGAAAGAACCGAAGCGAAUGCAUACCGGGAGAAAGUCCGCAUCCUGGCAGCCAUCGACGCCGGGACCUUGCCCAGGAUGGGGCAGAGAGAGCUGGCAAAGCGUUUCGGGCUGUCCCAGCCGAGCCUCUGCCAGAUGCUGAAGAGCCGCGAGGCCAUCCUGCGGGACUGGGCCGCCAACCAGAACCCCGAGCGCAGACGGCGGCGGGCGGGGAAGGACGCGGAGGUGGAGGGGGCGCUGCUGCGCUGGUUCCACGAGGCCCGGCCCGCCCAGCAGCACCUCUCCGUCUCCUCCAUCAUGCAGAAAGCCGAGGCGCUGGCCGGGGAGAUGGGCAAGAAGGACUUCGUGGCCACCGACGGCUGGAUCUCUCGCUGGAAGAAGCGCAACAACAUUCGAUGCGGGAGAGGAGGGAGGUGCGGACGGGCGGUGGGGAAAGAGGAGCAGGAGCCGGGCUGGCCGGCACAGUCUCCUUGCCUCACCCCAACGGCUGAUCUCAACCAGACAGCGCAGGUGGCCAGCGGAGACGGAGGGGUGAAAGAGGAGCGAGCUGAGGAUGGGGCUUAUGGAGAAGCCUGCCAGGGGGCCGGUGAGCUCUGCCCAGCCCCUCCUGCUUCGGGGGACAGUACCCUUGAGGGGUACCUGGAGAAGAUAUUGGUGGACCCGGAGCCCCCCACUUCAACGCAGGCUCGAUGCUGCUUGGCUGUGCUGCACAGGUUCCUGGAGUCCAAAGGGACAGAGGAUUAUGAGAACUUCCACAGCUUGCAGGCUCAGGUGCUUGGGCUGGCGGUGAAGGAGGAGAAAACUGAAGACUGAGCCAAUGCCCAAGUAGAGAAUUGAAUAAAGGAUCAUGGUUCGGUUGCCUUUUUAUUGUAGUGUGCAAGUGUUUACUCUCUGCAAAGACCCUCCUCUUGACUGAUUGGCUGCACAAGGGUAUUCGAGCAUUCUCAUUGGCUCAGGGGGCGUUUGUAAUUUCAGACUCAAGGUUGUAGUUGUGAAUGUUCAAACAUGUGAGCAGCCCUGCAAUAUUCAGUUUAUCUUGCAGUUUGAAAUGGAUCAUUUGAAGACAUUGUAGCUGGGAAGUAAUAUCAUUUAAAAUGUAUGAGGCAGGGUGGUUUGUUUUAAGUUUGUUUGGAUUAAUUGAAUAUCAUUUUAUAACAAUGUAAUGGGGGGUUAAAAAAAAAACACGUUUCUGGAUCACGGAUAUCCAACCCAAUUCAAAAGUCAUAUAGUUAUAAAUGUCUCUUCCCUUUGUAUGAUGUUUGAACUCAGUAUCCCCAGUCUGUCAGUUAAUUAUUUAAAACAUACUUAAAAUGCAUGAAAUACAUUUACUUGAACACAGGACUUUUUUUAUUGCUUCCCUCCAUUUCGUUAACUUCAUCAACCUUCCUCCCAGCCCCUCAGAUCUAACAACUAGGCCACACUGCCUACCUCCCUCCCAGUCCCUGAGCUAUAAUCAUUAGGCCACGCUCACAGCCUGCCUACCACCCAGUUCCUGAUCUUUAACCACAAGGCCAUACUGCCUCCUCCCUAGUCCCUGAGCUCUAACCACUAAGCCUCUCUGAAAAUAAAAUACAUAUGCAUUUAAAGAAAAAAAGGCUACUGUAAAUAAACAGUUGGUAAGAAAUUAAACAGUUUUGCAAAGAUAUGCUGUGUCCUAAAGUCACAUGGAGCGGUAUGUGUCACUCACAGGGAAUGCUAUUCCUCCAGUUGUGUGUGUGAUGUUCCACUAGUAAUGAUUUCUGCUGUGUAAAACCGUCUGUGAAUAAACUUUUUUUUUUUCUUUU
Messenger RNA from Acipenser ruthenus (sterlet), 1940 nucleotides. RefSeq names its product tigger transposable element-derived protein 3-like. Gene Ontology annotation, molecular function: DNA binding. Bases 127 to 969 code for a protein of 280 amino acids. Lineage: Eukaryota; Metazoa; Chordata; Actinopteri; Acipenseriformes; Acipenseridae. The record is from RefSeq and is a predicted model, not a curated record. The transcript is spliced from 2 exons. Gene Ontology annotation, cellular component: nucleus.